AUGUCGUUCGCCAUAAAGGCAACUCUUAACUCAGGCGCAGAGAUCCCCUACGAAAAUCAAGAGGAUGUCGCUAAAGGCUUAGAAAAAGCAUUCCGAGAAGUGCCAGGCUUAAAGCGAGAGGAUAUCUUCAUCGCAUUAGGAAAUAACACUGUUGGAAAGCCACUUUUGAUUGAACACGCUACUAUCAUCAAGAUCGCUGAGGAAGUUGGCGGUUCCCCGGCACAGGUCCUCCUCGCUUGGGCCCAAUUCGGAGGGCAUUCCGUCAUCCCCAAGUCUGUGACGCCGUCGCGUAUUCAUGCCAAUUUUAAAGAGGUUAAGCUCUCAAGCGAACACGUCGCAGCUAUUAAUAAGAUUGGCGAGGCACCGCAUCGAUACAAUAUCCCAGUGAACUUUAAUCCCAAAUGGGAUAUCGCUAUCUGGAAUGAGGAGGAUGAGCAAAAUGCCACCUACCAGGUUAUUGAAAGAAUAUCGUAA
Molecule: messenger RNA, 474 nt
Organism: Parascedosporium putredinis
Lineage: Eukaryota; Fungi; Ascomycota; Sordariomycetes; Microascales; Microascaceae
Source: the annotation of a GenBank genome assembly